Molecule: messenger RNA, 2647 nt
Organism: Ostreococcus lucimarinus CCE9901
Lineage: Eukaryota; Viridiplantae; Chlorophyta; Mamiellophyceae; Mamiellales; Bathycoccaceae
Exons: 1
Coding region: 1-2637 (878 amino acids)
Molecular function (GO): protein binding
Source: RefSeq, a predicted model, not a curated record
AUGCUGAGUGGGACGAUGAUGGCGAUGUACGGUGGCUUAGGGGAGACCGGGGAGACGACGAAUUCGAUGGACGUGCUCGUCGGGAGCGGGAGCGGGGAUUAUCUGGCGUGGUGUCGACGCGGCGAGCGCGCGAGCGCGGCGCCGGCGGUGGCGAGUGUGGGCGCGGCGGUGCACGCGGACGCGAACAAAGUCAUGUUUCACGGCGGGUACAAGGUUUGGGACGCUGGCAGCGAGUUUGAGGACUUUGCCUCGACGCGCGCGUUUGAUAUGAAGACGGGUGAGUUUGAAUGCCUCACCGCCGGAACCGCCGAAAACGAAAAGGCUGCGCUGGGCCAGACCCACGGCGCGUGCCCGAAACUCCACGGCGCGCACACUGGUAAGCGCGACGAAGAAGUGGCCGUCAUUACCACUAAGCCGAUUCGUUUGCCGAAAGCAGUGGCGAAGAAAGAGACGGCUCACGUCGAGGCCGCGCUCGGUAAACACUUGACUCGCCCAGAGCUUCCCGCGAUCGACGUCGAAGACGAGGAAGACGACGCGACAACGAGCUCUGUUGAAGAAACUACCGAUGGCGAAGGUGCGUCUGAGCUGGGCAGUGAGUCCAAGCAGCACGCCAUGAUCAUCUUUGGUGGUCGCGACGAGAACGACCAACGCUUGGACACCGUCUACGCGCUCGGUCUCGAAGACAAGAAAUGGCGGAAGAUUGAGUACGAACUUCCAGACGAGCGAGACGACAUGGUGCCCCAAGGACCGUUUGAAAUGCCACUCAUCGUGAAGAACGAGCAUAAAAACGGGAAACCGUUUCCGCUUGGGCGUUCGGGCGCCACCGCGGUGGUGACCAAGGACAAUAAGAUGAUUAUUUACGGCGGCUUUGUCGUCGAGGGCCGCCUCGGUUUCAACGUCGGUGAAACGCUCGUGCUUGAUUUAGAUAAGAUGAAGUUCAGCUACCCGAUGACGAGUGGCUCUAUUCCAGUUCGUCGUAACAAACACUCUGCAGUUCUUGACAACGAGAAUCGCAUGUGGAUGUGGGGCGGUUCGGUUUGGGAUCACACCGGAGGUAGCUCGACGUAUGCGUCCACGGCGACGUACUACGCCGACGUGAGCAACCCCAAGUCCAUCGUAUGGCAUCGUGUGGAAACGAAAGGCAAACCGCCGAGUCAGCGUCGAUUCCAUUCAGCCAUCAUCGUGGACGGCGGCAUGUACAUCAUCGGCGGUGAAGACUAUCGCACUCGGACGUACCUGAACGACGUCCACAGGCUCGACUUGAAGACGUUCACUUGGACGCAGCCCGCUGUUCUAGGUGGUCUCGAAGGUGGUCGAAUCCGUUCGAGCAUGUUCCCGUGGGUAACGGAUGCGUUCAAGAAGCUGGCGCAUCCUGAGGCGAGUUUAGGCAAGUCUCACCACGAGCACACGCACGACGACAAACACGAAGAAGAUUUGAAGCGGAAGGUCUCGAUCAAGGACGCGGAUGAGGAAAAGCCAAAGGAUGAAAAAAAGGACGAAACUAAUGCUUUUUCGAUCGACAUUUCUACGUGCGGCAAAGGUGAACAGGCGCGCGUGCGCACCGGCGAGAACCAGCCUGAAAUUGAGAACUUGAUCUCGGUGCUCGUCGAUGGUUCAACUUUGGCUUCCAAAAACGGAGCUCUCGGCGCGGAAGACCCGACCGACGCCGCAUCGUUGGCAGCUAGUCUCGCUAGCAAUGGCUGGCUUGCAAACACUGCUCGUGGAGCCUCGAUUAUGUCUGAAUCCAGCAUGGUGUGGCGCAAGGCGCCGAGUGUCGGCGAAAGCGAAGGCGUCCCGGGUUGGAUCACUGAUGCCGGCGGGCGCGAUAGUUCGAUCUUGACUGAAACUCUCGACGCAGAUCCGGAUGCGGCGAGCAUCGAGGAGCGAUUACUCGCCGCCGUCAAGGCAGUGUCUAGUGACACAAAACUUAAGUCGAGCGGCGGUAGCGCGCACGCGGUGAAGAAAUCUGAAACCAAGGAACACGAGAAAGCAUCGCCGAAGAAGCGCGUCGACUCAGAAGAUGAAGAUGACGAAAAGAAGACAAAGAAGAGUUCGCAUCACGAGUCUUCGCCUCAUCACAAAUCAUCGCGCGACCACGACGACGAGGACGAAGAUGCCGAGGAGCCUAAAUCCUUGAAAUCGUCGCAUCAUAAGUCGUCCAAAGAGGCCAACCACGAGGAUGACGACGAGGAAUCGGAACACAAGACACAUCACGGUUCUCGCCACAAAGACGAAGACGAAGACGAAGACGAAGACGAAUCACGACACUCGUCUCACUCUCACUCGGCGUCUCACAAGAAGGAAAAGGUUCACCUCUCUGGUGCGGCCAAGAUGCUUCAGAUGAUUCAAUCCCAAGGUGCCGAUGAGGCGAGGCUGGGUCGGGUCGCGAACAUUCGCGCCGGCGACUCGGCACGUCACUUUUACUUGUGGAGCGGCGUCGCUCUGGUGGCGAUCGCUGCGGCGAUUCUUAUCAACCAAAAGAAGACCGAGAAGAAGCAAGAGAGUGACGUCGAGCGAAUUCCCUUAGUUUUGAGUAGCUCGUCGAUCUCUGACUCGCCAAACAAGAGCGCCACGUGGCAGCAAGAAGCGUUAGCUCGCAGAGGGGUCAGGUAUGGCGACGAUUUUGACGAGCCAUAGACAGUUUGUG